AUGAAUAAAAUCAGCAAUCUGCCCCAUUACAUUAAAAUAAGAAACACUCUUUAUUCUGAGGCUGCAAUUGGGAUCUUAGGCAACAGCUUUCUUCUUCUCUUCCACAUCUUCAUGUUCAUUCAUGGCCAGAAGCCCAGACUCACUGAUCCACCCAUCGGGCUCUUGUCCCUAAUCCACAUACUGAUGCUGCUAGUCAUGAGUUUAGUAGCCACAGACAUUUUUAUGCCAUGGAAGAGAUGGGAUGACACCACGUGCAAACUUGUUUUCUUCUUGUAUAGGUACCUUAGGAGCCUCUCUCUUUGUGCCACUAGCAUGCUCAGCAUCCUCCAGGCCAUCACCCUCAGUCCCAGAAGCUCCUAUUUGGCAAAGUUCAAACGUAAAUCUCCAUACAAUAUGCUAGGUUACCUUCUUUUUGUGAGUAUCUUUUAUUCAUCCAUUAGCAGUCACCUUGUAACAUAUACAGCUGCCACCCAUAACUCGACUUCACCUAAUUUUAUACACAUCACUCAAUCUUGUUAUCUUCUGCCCAUGAGUUACUAUCUCAGGAAUGCAUUUUAUACACUACUCUCCCUCAGAGAUGCCAUCUUUGUAUGUUUCAUGUUCCUCUCCAGUGUGUACAUGGUGAUUUUCCUAUGGAGACAUAAGAAACAGUCCCAGUUUCUCCACAGCAGCAGCCUUUCCCAUAAAUCAUCUCCAGAACAAAGAGCCGUGAAAACCAUUCUGUGCCUUAUGAGUUUGUUUGUGGUGAUGUACACCGUGGACAGCCUUAGCAACUUUUUAAGAACACCAAGUCAUGAUCUUAUGCUUGAUUUUAUAUCAAUUUCCAUAGGCCAUUGCUAUGCUGCACUCAGUCCAUUUUUGGUUCUCAGUACUGAAACACGUGUCAUUCCUGUUUUGAAAUGUUAUGGCAGGACAGUAAAUAUGUGA
Acomys russatus (golden spiny mouse) is the source of this 927-nucleotide messenger RNA. RefSeq names its product vomeronasal type-1 receptor 54-like. Lineage: Eukaryota; Metazoa; Chordata; Mammalia; Rodentia; Muridae. The transcript has a single exon. Gene Ontology annotation, cellular component: membrane. Bases 1 to 927 code for a protein of 308 amino acids. Gene Ontology annotation, molecular function: pheromone receptor activity. The record is from RefSeq and is a predicted model, not a curated record. Gene Ontology annotation, biological process: G protein-coupled receptor signaling pathway.